Messenger RNA from Parathielavia appendiculata, 3000 nucleotides. RefSeq lists its product as uncharacterized. The transcript is spliced from 4 exons. Lineage: Eukaryota; Fungi; Ascomycota; Sordariomycetes; Sordariales; Chaetomiaceae. Bases 139 to 2685 code for a protein of 848 amino acids. The record is from RefSeq and is a predicted model, not a curated record.
GAACCUCGCGUCAAUUUCAUCGACGAAGCAACCCUAACCCCAACCCUUCAUCGUGUCAACUGUUUGUCUUUCAUCGCAACAGUUGCAAGAAAUUGAUACAGACAAGCACACUAUUUGAGAGCGGCUAAUUCUGUAUCCAUGUCGGCGCGCGGAAGAGGUCGCCCUCCGUCGCGUUCAGCGCAGGACCCCGGAGCAGGCCCGAGCCGCAGGUCCACGCGCAACCAGCAACAGCAGCAGGACCAACACAACGUGACACAGCCGGAUGAAGUAGAAGUCAAGCCGCAGCAGGAGGAGUACCCUCAAGAACUGCAACAGGAAGGGUCAGCUCACGGGCUGCCAGCCCAGCACGAGGUUCCCAUGGCUGCGCCUGUCUAUCACCAGAAUAUCGACCCGGCCAUCACGGGCACUCAUGAUGGUGCCAUGCCCCCUCCGUCUGUCCCCAUUGCUAAGAGCUUGCGUGGUCAGGCUGGUCCGCAUAUAGGCAUCGCCCGCCGGGGGACGCGCCGUGACGCCAGGGCCUCUAGCAUCGCCAGUGUUCACAGCAUCCCUGUCUCGGACGCCUUCUCGUCUCAACCUGAGCCCGAGUUCCAUGGCAACGUGUCCCAGGUGGGAACCCCGGCACUGGCCUUGGGCGCACGUGCUUCAUCCAUUGUCUCCUCUGGUGCCGCGGAGACGGCUAGCCAGAAAGCAGCAAAGGCCAAGCUCAUGAAGAUCAUGCUACCACGUACCUUCACGGCGACCGCCGAGCUGUUCACUCACCUCUGCGACAACUCGGUAGAUGAUGAGGUGUGGCAUACCGUGUACGAGGGCUAUAAGAAGGCUUUCAACACGUACCGUUCCUACUAUGUUGCCUACGUCACCGACCCUGUCCUGGAUCCGACCUUCGUCACCGGCACCAUGGGCAUUGACAGGGCUUCUUCGACAUGGCAGAUGGUCGUCAGGAUCGUGUCGGCCGCCAACAUCACUGCGUUUCUCGACGACGUUAGGACCUUUAACCAGCUGCAAGACCCGCUGCCUGUAUUGCAGGAGUGGGAUUCGACAUACUCCACCUUCUUCAGCUAUGGCGAACCCGAUGAGGGUUUUGGCGCAACGAUGAGGGAGCAGGUCAUUGAACACACCCUGAUGAUCCGCACACUUCUGACCAUCUUCACUCUGGAAAAGUUCCAGCGGGACAGCCUCACGCCGUUCCAACCCCUGCCGCAGCUUAUCAGGAUUUGGUUGGACGGCGACAUGUCCGUCGAAGACGUCCAGGCCGCUGUCGAUAACAAGAGAGAGGCUCUUCAGUUCAAACCUCUGGCACCGAGCGAUUUUGGGGCUGCUGCUUUCGCUAGAGAACGGAGCGUUACCCGAUUCUGUUCCAUGUGGGUUGAGUUACAGAAACAGGCUGGACAGCCCAACCUUAACCUCGGAGAAUUCUAUGCGACAUAUUCUCAGGAGGAGUUCCUGGAUAAUGUGCAGGAUUUUGUCAGAAAGUCGUUUGGGAGGAUCAAGGCGCUGAUUCACCAAGGAAGCUCUACGGGGCGGGAUUCCGCUUUGCCUUUCGCCCCCCCUGACGGCAACGCAAGGGCCGAUUCGCAGAUUCGGUCGCAACUGGAGGCCGACGCAAUGACUCACAGCUAUGGCGGAGCUGAGCCUAGCGCACAGCCGGCCGGGUACAACAUUGAAUCCCUGCGGAUAAUGAAACAACUGGAGCAGGCACCUGCCGCGUACGCCGAAGCCCAUCAGCACCCGGCCAGCUCUUACUCCCCCGCACCACGGAUUCCUUAUCCGCCGGGCUUCAGCAGCCCUUCCCCCAACCUAGCGUAUCCCGACCCGACGCAGCAGGGCGGGUUCCAGUCGGAUGGCUCGAUUUAUGCUGCGUCGGCUGCCCAAGUGUCGGGCAGGAAGCGGCGGGCUCCGAAAGCGCCUCCUAUGGCUGGCGAGGGUGAUGCGUCGGCCACACCCCAGCCCAAGAAACAGCGGACGAGGCGCAAGAAGAAUGCUGUCCCGGAAGGUGCCAUGGCUCCUCCUUCUACUGCUGCUCCGGCAGGCACACCAUUCCAGCCUUCCGUUCCGCCGUCGCAGUAUCCGCCUUUGCCUGGAACACAGGACGAGCCUGAUUUUGAUGCGCUCGCACAGCGCACAAAGGAGAUAUCAGCUGCCGCCCGCAAAGUGAAGGAGCCCCAAGUUCGCACGGCCUGGGUGCGUAGCGAUGUCGCGUUGCUUGUCAAGGCAGUUAACACCUACCAAUGCAAGUGGAGCGCCAUCGAGAAGGAAAUCAAGGCCGGCACAAUUCCAUUCCAGCGUCCGCGUGAUCAGCAGGCGCUGCGCGACAAGGCGCGUUUGUUGAAGCAAGACUUCCUGAAGGCCGACGCCGUUCUUCCGCGAGGUUUUGACCUUGUCGUUCUGGGUAAAAAGGAGAUAGAGGCCGUCAAGGCGGUCGGCAAGAACCCGUACCGCAAGGAAGCCGAUGUUGAUGAGCGUGGGAUGCCUAUCAACACGGAAUAUGCACCAGAGGCGGCAGCUGCGCCGGCACCCAUCCCUGCUGCGCUCCCGCCGGCAGAGCCUCAAUCUGAACAGCAGCUUUCACCUCAGCAGGAGGCUCAAGAACCUCAACCAGCGCCUCAGCCAGAGCCUCGGGCAGAACAUCAAGCAGAACAUCAGGCCGAACAUCAGCCGGCAAUGCCGGAGGGAUUUGUUGCAUAGAGUUCUCUCAUUUCUCGCUGGCCAUGAUGACGGCGGGAGAGGAAAAAGCAAAUCUGGCACUCUAGAAGGGCUUCUUACUUUUCCUGGCCCAGGCCAUCGAUACCUGACGGUUUGCCUAAAAAAAGCGCAGUUCGGUACCGGCAGAUUUGUGUUUUGUGGAUGGUAUGGGAAUUCACUGUCCUCGGUUCACCAGGAAGUUUGCGGCAGACCACUGGCAGCCUCCUCAGCGCAAGAUGUUUUAGUAGCACAGAGCGAUGUUCGAUUCUGAAUGAGAGUUGGUGGCCAAGUUCAACCGGCCUAACUAGGGAGGCAUCC